AUGAUUGACCAAGAUUUGAUGGAUAUGUUCAUUGAUAGUUUCCAUGCAUUUUCAUUAGUUGAAGAAAGAGCGUUUAAAAAGUUGAUGCGGUGGAUACCAGGAUAUGUUCUUCCAUCUAGAAAGACUGUUUCAGGAUCCAUGCUCGAGGAGCAAUACAACAAGGCAGUUGAAAAUACAAGAGCAGAAGUUUUAGCUGAAGCACAAACUAUUUGCAUAACGUUAGAUGUUUGGACUUCUAGGGUUACUGAAGCAUAUGUGGCAGUUACAGGCCAUUAUAUUACAGACAAUUAUAACUUAAAAACUGUUCUUCUCGGAUGCUGUCAAUUUGAAGGAGCGCAUACAUCAGAAAAUCUAGCAAUAGAAAUUCAAACAAUCCUUGACAAUUGGAAAUUGCUUCAGAAGGUAAAUUUUGCCAUUAGUGAUAAUGCCAAUAACAUGAAAAAAGCCAUUAAAGACAUUUUAAAAAUAAAACAUUAUGGAUGUUUUGCGCACACUAUUAAUUUAAUAGUAAAUGAUGGCCUCAAGUUGAUUAAGAGUGAGAUCGAUAUAAUAAAGAAAAUUGUUGGCCACUUCCGGAGGAGUGUCACUGCAUGUGAAAAACUGCAGAAAUACCAAAUGCAGCAAUAUGGACACACAAAAAAUUGA
Messenger RNA from Ctenocephalides felis (cat flea), 645 nucleotides. Its product is annotated as zinc finger BED domain-containing protein DAYSLEEPER-like. Lineage: Eukaryota; Metazoa; Arthropoda; Insecta; Siphonaptera; Pulicidae. The transcript has a single exon. The record is from RefSeq and is a predicted model, not a curated record. Bases 1 to 645 code for a protein of 214 amino acids.